AUGCAGCAUCUCACGUUUUCCCGUAAAGCAUUUUAUUUAUGUCGAAAUGCUUUAAGUAUUGAAUUAUUUGAACAAAAAUGGAAAUCAAUGAUAGAUUUAUUUCCAGAAUGUCAAUCUUAUAUGACAAAAGCUUUAUAUCCUAAUCGUUCUACAGUAAACAGCACUAGCACUCUCUGUGACGUUGAAAAAGCUAUUGACAAAAGACAUGAAAGUGAAUCCAAAUAUUGUCAACUAAUUGAUCUUAAAGCACGUCAAUUGGUAACAUCAUUUAUUGAGGAUUUGGAGUCUAAUACCACCAGUGGAUUAUCACAACGUGAAAAUUUAGUGGCACUGUUAUCUGAUGGAACUCACCUCUGUACCUGCAUUUUUGAAAAUUCACCAGUUCUUUCUGCAAUAGAACCUGUAGAUACUUCAACAUUAUCAGUGCCACCACCUCAAAAUAACUUUACACUUCAAAUUGCAUUUUCUACAGCAAAAACUGCUAUAAAUGUUGCUUUGAAAACAAAAACUGAUGAAGAAUUAAUUAAGAUACUAAAAGAUUUUAUUGCAGCCAAACAUGAAAUACAAUCAGAAAGAAAUGAUCAUACUAAUAAUAAUUUAGAAGUGAAUAAUUAUACAGAAGAUCAAUUGAGACAAGAUACUAGCAAUAUAAUUAUUCCUUUACAACAGCACUUAAUUGGGCAGAUUACUAAUCCUAAUGUUACUAAAAUACAAGGUGCUCCCUCAAAGAAAAGAUUGAAGAGUGCUAUGGAAUUAUCAAAAAAAUGGAUCCCGAUGCAAAAAAACCUGAAUGAUCCAAAUUAUCAAGUGGCAAAGAGUCAAUACAGAUGUCUGUUAUGCGGAAAACCUGGUCAUUACCAGAAAAAGUGUCCAAAUGCUAGGGAUGGGAAAUAUAGAGAAAAUUAUAAUCGGAGAGAAGAACAACAGAUAUUUUUGAUGUAA
Molecule: messenger RNA, 942 nt
Organism: Rhizophagus irregularis DAOM 181602=DAOM 197198
Lineage: Eukaryota; Fungi; Glomeromycota; Glomeromycetes; Glomerales; Glomeraceae
Source: RefSeq, a predicted model, not a curated record